ACAUCUAUUCAAAAUGUGCUGUUUUUCACAAAGUGGGUUCUAUGUUUGCGUUUUGCUUAUUAAGAGAGUUAUGAAGUAAGACGAUCUUUUCCAGAUUACACCACAUUAGAGCAAUAAGGUGGAGUCCAGAGAUGCAUUGUAUUAGACUGGUGGUGAUGAAUGUGUUUCCAGACCGGCUAAUGUACAUUUCAGUGAUGAAUCACUACAAAAUGGAUCACAAAAUCUUAAUGCUGAAAGUAGUCAUCAAUUAUUUGUCUGAGAUAUGAGCUGCUACCAAAGAUAGAAUGAUGUAGGACCCACAUGUGAAAAAUAGUGGUAUUGUGCUAUAAAAAUACCCUCCUCCUCUUCAGUCGUCUUUCCUCUGGUGUAUCAACACUGAUGUGUGAAGUGUUUGUUCUUCAGACAUAAUUUGAAUGCGUUCUGCUGGAAUGUUACUAUAACUGUCGAAUUAUUCAAACUAUGAGCAAUACUGCAUUACGUUUAUUUAAUUGAAUUGUUUUUGAUGUUGUGUACCCAAAAGAGUAUUAUUUAUUAUUGUAUAUCUCUAUCAGUUUAAUAUGACUGUUUCUGUAACUUUAUUUUGGAUGUGCUGCAUACAAAGCCUUUUUAAGUCUCCCUGGCAGACUGUGGUGUGGGUCACAGGCUGUGGGCUCCUUAAUCAUCCUCUGUACCUUUAAGGGAACCACGUACCUUUUUCAUCUAGCAGAUUCUGCCUGAUAUGAACUCCCAUCAAUUCUACAGGAUCCUUUAUUCCCAGAGUGGAGCAGAUUCGGAGGGGCUGAUGCUGGAGAGCUCUUUGCCGCCUCUGCAGCAUUUGAUUAGGUUGUGACAACAAAAGCUGUAUUUAGAAUUUGAAGUUUUGUUUCUACUGUAGUUCACACUCUAGUGUGUUAACAUUGUUUUUGGAAUCUUUCUUUUUACCCGGCAAUUACUUAAGACAUGUGUGUUUUUGCACUCCGAGUGUUUUUGGGAAUCCUUCUUUGUGCACCAUACCAGUGCUUGGAGUGUGCUUUUGGCUGUGAGUGUUUGGCUGUCACUCGCACAGUGAAAUGUGUUUCCAAUGACCUGCUCACGGUGCCACAAAGUAUUCCAGGAUAUGCGAGGACUGUCAUCGUCAUAGGGAAUAAUAUACACCAGAUUGGACCUGAAUCAUUUACAGAGCUGGAGAACGUCACAAACAUCAUUUUAAGCAAUAAUCGGAUUACAGAAAUGGCAUCCCACAGCUUCUUUGCCCUCAUCAACCUGCGUUUCCUGGACCUCAGUGGGAACCAGCUGGCGCUCAUCCAUCCAGAAGCUCUCAGUGUACCGGGCAGUCCCCUUCAGGAACUCAACCUGAGCCGCUCGCUGUACAACUUCAGCGCUCUGACAGACCUCACCACGGCUUUGCGCUGGGGUGGCCUCGUGGGGCUUCUCCGCCUCGACCUUUCUGGGAACCACCUCACCCUGCUGCCCCCAGGGAUGUUCUCCCACCUUCCCAACCUGCAGCAGCUCUUCCUCACUAACAACUCUCUGGUGGCUGUCUACAGUGGAACCUUCUCUGGCAUGCACCAUCUGGAGGUACUGGACCUUACUCGCAAUGCCUUUGGGACAUUCGGGGCUGAUGCUCUGCAAGAGUUGGAGAAGCUCGGGAACAUCCGAAUCCUCCUUGGUGACAACCCCUACACCUGCUCCUGUCAGAUCCAUACUUUUGUGGCCUGGCUGAAUGAAUCAAGAGCUCAGGUAGAUGUGGAUGCUGUAAGGUGUGCCUCACCAGGGGGGUUGAAUGACACUCUGCUGCGAGGGCUCAGUUUCCAGGCCAUUGGAUGUGUCGUUUCAGUCCAAGCAGAGGCGGCUGACCUCACCCUGCAUACGUCCUAUGUCUUCCUGGGCCUGGUGCUGGGGUUUGUGGGUAUGGUGUUUCUCUUUGUGCUCUAUCUGAAUCGCAAUGGUAUGAAGAAGUGGAUAUUCGAAAUGAGAGAUGCAUGUAGGGACGUGCUUGAGGGAUAUCACUACCGAUAUGAGAUUGACUCAGACCCUCGGCUGGGGCACAUCUCAGCAGAUAACGUUGGAUGCAGGGCACAAAGGCAUUUAGGAUUAGCUCGACCACAGCAGCUGCCAAAUAAAACCUGUAUUCUGGAGGUUCCUACAGACACAGAGGUCAAACAGGUGACAACCUCUCCACCUGGGAACCUUUGAUGUUUUAGAGAAGCUAAAAUAAUUUGACGAAGUAUGAGAAAGAUGUAGAUGUUAGCAGUUUAUCCUGGUAGAUUUACAACACAUUAAAUGUUUUUGAGCUUCAUGUACAUACAGCAGAUAUAACUUAUAAACCUCACAUUAAAAGUGCCUUUGUGUCUUUGAAGCACUGGCACAUAUCUCUGUAAAUUGACCUUGCUAAGAUGUUACAUUUUUAUAAAAAUAUAAUACAUAAGCUACAUUGAAAAAAUAAGACAGCCCCCAUGUCAUUUUUUGUCAACAGUGUUUCUUUGCUUUUUGGUAUUAGUAUCGUGACUUUAAAUAUCUUAACAUACUGCAGAAGAACAUAGGUGGUAGCUCAAUAGCAUAGAAAAUUUAUGUUGACCUAAAAAACUGUAAUCCAUAGACACCCAGUAGAUUUUAUAAUAGGACUUUAUAAGAUUGCGUAUGUGUAUUGCGUAAAAUAAAAAAUAAUCCUUAAAUUCACUUAACCGUGUGUCAUUAUUGU
Micropterus dolomieu (smallmouth bass) is the source of this 2680-nucleotide messenger RNA. RefSeq names its product trophoblast glycoprotein-like. The transcript has 2 exons. NCBI's taxonomy places the organism in Eukaryota, Metazoa, Chordata, Actinopteri, Centrarchiformes, Centrarchidae. Gene Ontology annotation, molecular function: protein binding. Gene Ontology annotation, cellular component: plasma membrane. Bases 940 to 2175 code for a protein of 411 amino acids. The record is from RefSeq and is a predicted model, not a curated record. Gene Ontology annotation, biological process: negative regulation of canonical Wnt signaling pathway.